AUGCUAUGGGUGGACAAGCACCGACCAGCCACGCUGGACAAAAUCACCGUUCACCGCGACACGGCUUUACAGUUGAAGCAGCUGGUGAGUAGCGCACAGCAGCGCCUAUUGCCCGCGUCUCUGCAGCACCCCUCCCCGCAUAGAGGAGAUGUUUCUCCCGCGCAUUCUCCCGCGCAUUCUCCCGCGCAUUCUCACGUGCAAGAACCGAUUCGGACUCAUUGUCCCACCAGCUUUCCCCUUUCGCCUCCUUCCACCCUCUUCCCGCUCCCAAGGCACACACCAAGUCGCAUGCUCCCAUCUGCUGCUGUUCGAACAGCAGGCCCUGCAUGCCUCUCCCUUCCAGGAUCAUCGGUCCACAAUACAUGUUCGUAUCCCCCCCGCUCCCCUCCCCUUUCCUCCUUCCCCCUCUCCCCCCUUUCAACCCCCUCUCCCCUCCUCAAUCCCCCUUUCCUGCAGGGUCGCUCGUCGAGCAACUGUGGAAACAGGCGACUGCCCGCAUCUGCUGCUGUUCGGCCCGUGCAAGCGGGUGACUGCCCACAUCUGCUGUUCUUCGGCCCGUCAGGCGCCGGCAAGAAGACGCUCGUGCUCGCACUGCUGCGCGAGAUGUUCGGCCCCGGGGCUGAUAAGGUGAAAGUAGAGAACAAGCCGUGGAAGAUUGAGGCAGGCACGCGGAAGCUAGAGGUGGAGCUGACGACAGUGGCGAGCAACCACCACGUGGAGCUCAGUCCCAGCGAUGCGGGCUUCCAGGACCGAUACGUGGUGCAGGAGAUCAUCAAGGACAUGGCUCGUAAUAGACCCAUCGGCUCCAAGGGCAACAGAAGCUUCAAAGGUGCAUGUAGUGGUGGCUAUCUGGCUGGUGCUUCACAAGGUGGACCAUCUGAGCAGGGAGGCACAGCAUUGUCUCUUUCCUCUUUCCUGCUCUCUCCACUCUCUCCCUUCCUCCCUCUCCCUCUCCAACCCCCAUUCACCCCCACCCACCCCAAGCAUGCGCUACGGCGCACCAUGGAGCGCUACACUGCUGCCUGCCGCAUCGUCAUGUGCUGCUCCUCCGCCUCGCAGGUCACGGAGGCUCUUCGCUCGCGAUGCCUCAACCUCCGCAUCGCUGCUCCCUCCCACGACCAGAUAGUGGACGUGCUACAGGAGGUGGCAGGCAAGGAGGGCGUGAGUCUACCACCGGUGCUGGCAGGGCGGAUGGCAGUGAGCAGCAACCGCAACCUGCGUAAGGCGCUGCUCUCCCUUGAAGCCGCCAAAGCCGCCCACUACCCGUUGAGUGACAGCCAGCCGGUGCAGCAGAACGACUGGGAGCUGUGUGUGGUUGAGAUCGCUGCUGACAUCAUCAGCGAACAGAGCCCCCGCCGCCUGUUUCAGAUCCGAGCCAAGUUCUACGACCUUCUCAUCAACUGCAUCCCACCGCACCUCAUCCUCAAGCGCCUGACAGUGGAGCUGAUGCACAAGAUGGACGCGGAGCUGAAGCACGACGUGUGCCACUGGGCCGCCUUCUAU
Closterium sp. Naga37s-1 is the source of this 1503-nucleotide messenger RNA. The record is from the annotation of a GenBank genome assembly. NCBI's taxonomy places the organism in Eukaryota, Viridiplantae, Streptophyta, Zygnematophyceae, Desmidiales, Closteriaceae.